Molecule: messenger RNA, 612 nt
Organism: Trichoderma asperellum CBS 433.97
Lineage: Eukaryota; Fungi; Ascomycota; Sordariomycetes; Hypocreales; Hypocreaceae
Source: RefSeq, a predicted model, not a curated record
GUGCAUUAGUCCUUACGAUCCAUAAGUACGUCUGUUCUUCCCAUUCCUGUUGUCCAUAACUUGCUUCCUUAAAUAAUGGCGUGAUGACUGAUCGAGUAUCCAAGUCAGUUCCUCGCAAAACCCGUGAGCGCAACCUUCUUGCGUCGUUUAUUCUUUCUCACGGUUCUGAUUCCGAUAUGCCAUGUACUUAUUGCUUUCGGAAGAAGAUUCCCUGUCGAAUGGUGGAGGAUUCUUCUCGUUGUUAUGAAUGUGUUAAACGCGGUCGUUCUUGCGAUGGAGUCCUGGUGGCUUCUUCUUUAAUGAGAGUGUUGGAUCAGCAAAAGAAGCUGGAAGCGGAGGAAGAGGCUGCGGGCGAAGCCUUGGAGUCCCUUCAAUCUCAGCUUUCCGAAUUGCAAGUCAAGCUUUCUGAGGCGGUGAGCCGCCUGGCUCGNAUUCGUCGUACGAAGAGUAAGAUGAAGGAGCGGGGUAGUGAGUUGGUUCGUCGUGGAAUGCAGGAGUUGGAUGAAGAAGAUGGUGUAGUGAAUGAUCUUCAGCAUAUGGGGGUUCCUAACGACGUCGAUUGGUCCUCCCUUGGCGUUGGCCUGGAGUUCGCGGACCUUGGUCCGUUAAUCU